Molecule: messenger RNA, 1301 nt
Organism: Amoebophrya sp. A120
Lineage: Eukaryota; Dinophyceae; Syndiniales; Amoebophryaceae
Source: the annotation of a GenBank genome assembly
UCGCCAGGAGCAUCGGGCAGCGUGGAAGAAGAAGUUCUGGAUUCCGAAGCAGAACCCGGAGGAUCCGAGCGACAGUGACGUCGACCUGCCGAAAUACAAGCCGUCCGUCGUGCCCGUGAAGCCGGAACUCGACCGCUUUAAGGAAUCCGCGAUCGUGACUCAGCAUCUGAUGAAGGGGUUGGACUCCAUUGCCUACAAACACGCCACGGAGGCGAAGAAACCGGUCCACCCGGAGUCUCUGAUCCCCGAUGUGGAGAAGGAGAGGUUGGUAUCAAAAGUAAAAAUGUCUGGGUCUGGAAACUUGUGAUGCUGGGUGGCGUCUCAUGAGGACGCUACAAAUGCUGGCUCAGCAUGACAAAUUUCUGAGCUCCUAGGUGUUGCCUAUUCUGCAUGACAAACUGCGCCUCUGCAUCACAGAAAAGCGGAGCUCUUGGGUAACGUGCAUGACAGAUUUAAGAGUCAUGCCAGACAAGCAUGACAAACAUGCACUCUUGCAGACCCAGACAUUUUUACAUUUGAUAGCUGGGCAACGUGGAAGACUUUGACAAAAGCUGGGUGGAGAACGUCGUGAAGAACAAGAAUUUAUCCUGUGCAAAAGUAUCGUACUCGUAGUAAUUGCAUUCAUGCAUUACAAAUCUUUUUCUUAAGGCAAAUCUGCAUUACAAAUUUCAUUUCUCAUGCUGAGAAAAUUUGUAAUGCAUUUAUACGAGUACGAUACUUUUGCAAUGCAUAGAAUUUCGAGGACGAUGGCUACAGCCUCUUCAAAGACAACAUCGAUUGGGGGGACUACGUUUUUCCGAAAACCGAAAAAAUGAAGGAGGGGCGGCUUCUCGGGAUGACUUCGCGGGAGCACUACCUGAACUGCACCACCUGGACCAAGGAAGAAAUCGCUGACCGCGAGCACCUAUGCACCGCAGAAAUAUUAACGUGCUAGCACUAAUAGCAUCAGAAAUAAUUUCGGCAAAAAAACAAGUGGAAUUUGUAAUGUUGUUUCAAGUUUGGAGCGACAUUUUGUCAUGCAUGACUGCAAUUACUUAAUGUACGAGAGUGGAGUGCGAUACUUUUGCAAUGCAUAACACCACGACCGAAUUCUGACGGGCAUGUACAUGAAGGAUUCGCUGCCCCGGUUUUACAACUACGAACUCGAGGAUAAUGUCGGCGUCUCGGUCUACAACGUGGUCGCCGACCAGGACGCGGUCAAGGCCGCGGUGAAAGAAAAGGCUGGUCAGUUGCAAAACAAAAACCAAGCAGCAUCUUGCUCCGGCCUGACAAAUUUAUUGAAACACGCGGCGACAGCGAAC